UCGUUGGGCAUAUCUCCUCAGUCUGCCCUUCUGUGGAAUGGAAGGGCAGGCUCACUGCUCUGUUCUCUGGCUCAGCCCUGCCUAACUUUCCUUUUCCUGUCCUACGCCCAGCGUGGGUGGCAGGCCCCUUCCUGCCAGCCCUCUGCCCUUUCUCUCUCUGGCUCUGCCCAGCCCCUGCCAAUCUGUGAAACUCCCAGGAGCCUUGGCACCCCUUGAGUCCCCUGGGAGGCUCUGGGCCAAGCUGAGAGUCCAGGGCCCUGGGAGGAGCAGCCAGCGCUAAGGAAUCACAGAAGCCCUUCUGAGGUCUCUGUGCCAGAGACCCCCAGGAAGAGCUCAGCACUAACAGGUGCAGGAGCCCCUCAUGGAGCCCCCAGGCAAGCAGCCCCCGCAGAAGCUCCCUGCAGAACAGUCCCUGCCUGAGGACUCGGGCCUCAAGGUGGCUCCCAACAAGCACACGCUCUACGUGGGCCACCUGAACCCCCAGUUCUCAGAACCAGUGCUCUCCUGCCUGCUGCGAGAUGCCCUGGAGCGGCUGGAGCUGCCAGUGGCGCGGGAGCACAUUGAGGUGGUGAGGCGGCCCCGGAAGGCCUAUGCGCUGGUGCAGGUAGCCGCUCAUGGGGACACCCUGGCCUCCCUCCCCUGGCGCCUGCAAACAGCCUUGCAAGAGCACCAGAUCCUCAAGGAGCUGGUGGCCCGCGGGAAGCAGCUGGUGUUGGGUGAGGACCGGGACCCCACAAACCACAGAGCGCAGGAGGAGGGCAAUGGCCCCAGCUCCGGCCCCAGCUCCGGCCCCAGCUCCGGCCCCAGCGCCGGCCGCAGCCCUAGCCCCAGCCUCCCACCAGUCAACACCCCGCCUGCCCGGGCCCUAGGGCAGCCUGGCUCCCGGCACCCACCCAGCGGCACGCGCUCGGACAGCGCCAUCGUGCACCAGGAGAUCCGGGGCCAGGAGCGGCUCUUCCAGGGCGCCUUCCUCGGCAGCGAGACGCGCAACCUGGAGUUCAAGCGGGGCGGCGGCGAGUACCUGAGCCUGACCUUCAAGCACCACGUGCGGCGCUACGUGUGCGCCUUCCUCAACAGCGAGGGCGGUAGUCUGUUCGUGGGCGUCGAGGACAGCGGCCUGGUGCAGGGCAUCCGCUGUAGCCACCGCGACGAGGACCGCGUGCGCAUCCUGGUGGACUCCAUCCUGCAGGGCUUCAGGCCCCAGGUCUUCCCCGAUGCCUACACGCUCACCUUCAUCCCGGUGGUCAGCACCUCCGCCCCCAACACGCCCCUCAAGGUGAUCCGCCUGAGCGUGCACGGCCCCAAGGACCAGGCCCAGGCGCAGCCGCAACUCUACGAGACAGACCAGGGGGAGGUGUUCCUGCGGCGGGACGGGAGCAUCCAGGGCCCACUGGCCAUCCACGCCAUCCAGGAGUGGUGCACACAGAAGUGGACAGCGGAGCUGAGCAAGCUGGAGGAGAAGGUGAAGGUCUUGACGAUGGAAAAGGAGCAGCUCCAACAGCAGCUCCAGCAGCAUGGGCCCAUCUCCUGCACCUGCUGCGUCCUGUGA
Molecule: messenger RNA, 1549 nt
Organism: Rhinolophus ferrumequinum (greater horseshoe bat)
Lineage: Eukaryota; Metazoa; Chordata; Mammalia; Chiroptera; Rhinolophidae
Gene: SLFNL1
Product: schlafen like 1
Exons: 4
Coding region: 362-1549 (395 amino acids)
Source: RefSeq, a predicted model, not a curated record